Messenger RNA from Gymnodraco acuticeps, 3260 nucleotides. RefSeq names its product exocyst complex component 3-like 4 (gene exoc3l4). Lineage: Eukaryota; Metazoa; Chordata; Actinopteri; Perciformes; Bathydraconidae. Gene Ontology annotation, cellular component: exocyst. The transcript has 15 exons. The coding region runs from base 188 to 2536 and encodes 782 amino acids. Gene Ontology annotation, biological process: exocyst localization; exocytosis. Gene Ontology annotation, molecular function: SNARE binding. The record is from RefSeq and is a predicted model, not a curated record.
UGACUGACGACCUUGAAACCGGAUUUUACGGAGGCUCUUAAAGGCAGCAUGGUCGAAUGCUUUAACGCCACAUUCCAGGUGGAGAAAGGGAAAGCAGGUAGGAGUGGAUGUAAUAAAAGAGAGGAAGGAAGGCUGGCAGCGUGUUUCUACCUGAGCUACGAAGGUGGAUGUUAUUCAACGAGUUGAGAUGUCACAAAUGAUGGACACUGAAAACACGGAAGAGGACAGAGUGUCCCUGAAGAGCAACGGGAAGACGCCGACCAACGGAGGUGCCAAGGAGUCGCUGGGCAUGUUAAAGACGCUGAGAAAAAGCAUCCGGCGGGCGGCGGAGAAAAGCCCGCUGACGUCCGGAGGAAAGGGGUUAAAGGUCACGACUGGCAAUGAAUCAGGGUCAUUAACGCCUCAGUCACCCAGUCGGAGCUCUCCGGUGACAUCUCCUCUAGGAAACAUCGGAGGCCUUUUCAACAAAAAAGACGAAGAAGGCAGCGACACUACUCCACAGAAAGGCAAAGAGCUGGCACAUUCAAAGACAGAUCCCAACAUGAGCAGGUUUGACUCUAUCCUAACAAGAGGAGAGUCCAUACGUCGAAGCUUGAAUUUGGUCACCAAGAAAGAUAAAGCCUGCCGACAGCAACCGCUCGUCUCCGUCGCUGAAGGACCAGCGGAGGAGAAGACGGAGGAAAAAGCAAAGGAGGAGGAGUACACACUGCCAGAAAUACCACACACACCACUGUCAGUGAUGCAGAUCAAUAAUCUGAUAGAGUUGGUGGAGCUGCAGGACGCACACCUGAACCUGCUCGCCCUGCGGCAGGAGUUCCAGCAGGAGCGGGAACGGAGCGGUGACGACUCCCCCGUGGAGCUCGCAAAGAAGGAAAAAGACCUGAACCUCCUCUACGGAGAGCUAAGGAACAAGAUCAAAACCAUCGUGCGCGACUCCAACUCUCUUCCCUCUGGAAACAAGGAGCUGCUGGAACCCGUGGUGCGAAUCAUCCAGGAGGAGGAGAAGAGAGCGGAGCAACCUGGAGGACUUCAGGACAGCUGGAGGGAGGCGUGGAGGGAGGCGGUGGGUGAGGGCGUGAAGGUGAAGAUUGGGAGCAUCGAACUGGAGCAAAAAGAGAAUAACCUCUCCUGGUUGGCGGUUCACCUGGGGCUGCUGGGUAAAACCAUCCUGGAGGAUUUGGAGAGUGUGAAGAAGGAUCUGCGGUGGUCCUACCCGCCCAGCUUUAAGGUGUUCAGUACAUACGUGAGGAGCUACCACAGCUGCGUCGGGCAGCACCUGAAGAAGCUGGAGCCGCAGGUGACGGAGGUGAAGGACCUGUACGCUCUGCUCAACUGGAUCAUCAACGGAUACAAGAGUGAGAAGAUCAUGGGAGGUGUCUCCCUGCAGCCAGAGAUGGAGGAGGAGAGCUCUGAUCUGCAGCUGGAGGAAGACUUUCUCAAGAAGCUGAAAGACAAAUACUGCUGUAAAUUAAAGGAGGACAUAAGAUGCACCCUGGACAGAGUCAUUGAACAAGAAAAUAAGACAAUAUGGAGGGACAGAAAGACUCCAGAGAAGGACGAGGGCUUCCUCCACUCUCAGUUUCCCAUGGACAUCUGGACGAAUUUGAAGGGACUUAUUGUAUGCUCUGCUGCGAUCGAUGCUCAGCUGAAACAGAAAGUGAUCUCUUCCUGCCUGCAAGAGCUGAAAGACUUUCCCAAGAGAUUUGAGGCGGGGUUCAGGCUUCACUGCAGCGCUCUGCAGCCUCUCUGGACAGAGUAUCAGAUUACAUACAUCAACAGCUUCACAGCUUUACAGCAGCACAUGGAGGGAUACCGGGACACGUGUCCUGCAGAGGUGGAGGACUUAAAGAAAGAGAUUAAUGGGCUGAUCUUCAGGCUCAUGCAGGGGCUGGAGGUCCAGUUCAAAGAGGACGUAGAGCUGUAUCUGAGGAGAAUGAUAACAAGGAAGUGGCUCACCGACGAUGAAGACUUUAAAAAGCUUUCCAGACGCACGGAACUGCUCUCUAAGCACUGCGCUCUCAUGCGGCCUCCACACAACCAGGACUUUGCCAGCAGGCUGCACUACCACGUGGUACGAGAGUACAUCGGCCAGCUGAUGAAGAAAAACUUCUCGUGCAAGAACCAGAAACACGAGAGAGCAGCGAGCAAGAUCCGCAAGCAGUGGGAAGAACUGAGGGACCUGUUUGAGGACAUGGAGUCGGCUCACGAGUGGCUCUAUGAUGUCGGAGACGAGCUGAGCAUCAUCAUCGAACAGGAAAACAAGAGAGACAUAAAGAACCAUCUGGAGACUUUAGUGAAGCAUUACCCUGACUUCUGCAAGAAGCACCUGGUUGCUGUUCUGUACUUCAGAGGUCUGAUUCGAGGCCGUGAACAUCAGCUGAUCCUGCAGAAAUUCACGGAGCUCAAGAAGACACAAGGCAGAGCAGACGAAGACAAGAGCCACGUUUUAUUUCGUGACAUGCAGAUCCCCGCCAACACAGACUGCUUCUCCCAUCUGCCGUUCUCCUGCCUCAGCUCCCUGCUGCCCGACAACUAGUGCAGCAAGGACGGAGGACUUUUGACAGAAACGUUUUUGACAUAUCGCAAACACGGCCGACUAAAGUAACAAACAGCAACUGUUGUACAGAAUCAGGGUCACAUUUAUUAUCAAACUAGACUUGUUACCUUCAAAAUGUUAUUCAUGAACCUAAAACAUCUGUUUGGUUUCAGGAUAUAACUCGGAUAUUCGUCCUUUUUUAUUAUUGUUAACGAAUUCCACAUUAAAACCCAAACAAGCAAAAGCCGUCAUGUAAGAACCAUUCAUACACAUUGACUUUUAUUUUUUUAAAUUGGCACAUAUAAACAUUUAACGUGGCUUACAAAUUAAAACGUCUCACACGUUGUACGAUCCACAUUCUCCCUUCACCCAUAAAGCCCAAAAAAAUAAAUUUCCACUGACAUCAUCACUCUUUUAUUUGAAUUCAUUUGAAGUUCAAUUGUUAUACUCACAUAUUCAAAAACAUAUAUGGAUCUAAGAUAAAUUCAAUGCAAAUGCAUUCUUAUGUUCACCAUUAUCUUCAUCAUGGCUUGCCAAUAGACUACAUAGAUUGUUUUGGUAUUUUUUUAGAUUUAGUGACAUAAAAUAUAUAUAAACUCACCAACCUUAUCCUUUGACUUAAAGGUCCCCUAUUAUACUGUUUUUCAUCAAUAUAUUAUAGGUCUCAGAUAUAUACAAAACAUGUCUCUGAAGUGUUUGGUUCCAAAUACCAAACAGAUCAUUG